AUGGAAUCUUCUAUGGUUCAAAAGGAUCUUGUCAAUGUUGUUGCCAAAGAAACAACUAAAGCUAUCAUUAACAAACUUAAUAAUGAUGUCUUUGCUAUUUUAGUUGACAAGUCUCAUGAUAUAUCUAAGCAAAAACAAAUGGCAAUGGUUUUCUGUUUUGUUGAUAAAGGAAAGAUUAAAGAACGAUUUAUUGGUAUCACUCAUGUAAGAGAUACUUGUUCUUCCACUCUUAAAGAGAGUAUUGAUUUUCUUCUUUUUGAGCACGGGUUGAGUAUCUCAAGACUUAGGGGUCCUGGGUAUGAUGGAGCAAGUAAUAUGCAAGAUGAGUUUAAUGGUCUUAAAACCUUGAUCAUGAGAGAAAAUAGCUUGGCCUACUAUGUUCAUUAUUUUGCUCAUCAACUUCAACUAGCCCUUGUUGCCGUUGCUAAAAAUCACAAUGAAAUUGCUUGUUUCUUUAAUUGGAUGGCUAUGAUCAUUAAUAUUGUUGGAGGAUCUAGUAAGCGUCAAGACAUGUUGAAUGUUUAUCAAGCUGAAAAGGUUUUAGAGGGGUUGAAAAUGAGUGUGAUUAAUAGUGGUAAGGGUUUAAACUAA
Amaranthus tricolor (Joseph's coat) is the source of this 591-nucleotide messenger RNA. RefSeq lists its product as uncharacterized. The record is from RefSeq and is a predicted model, not a curated record. The coding region runs from base 1 to 591 and encodes 196 amino acids. NCBI's taxonomy places the organism in Eukaryota, Viridiplantae, Streptophyta, Magnoliopsida, Caryophyllales, Amaranthaceae. The transcript has a single exon.